This is a messenger RNA of Manis javanica (Malayan pangolin), 4912 nucleotides long. NCBI's taxonomy places the organism in Eukaryota, Metazoa, Chordata, Mammalia, Pholidota, Manidae. The record is from RefSeq and is a predicted model, not a curated record.
AUGGUGGGGGGAGAUCCGCGUAGGUGGGGAAACGGGGAGAAGCCACAGCACCAUCGAGCGACCCCGCUUACCUCCCUAGUCCUCAAGGAAUUCCUUCUGGCUCCUACAGCAGUCGUGAGCAAAGGGGGGAACGGAAUCACCGCAGCCCAGCCUCUGUGGACAGAACCCACGCGAGUUCUCCGUGGCCACUUGGGGCAUACAGGGCUUCGUGGGCUAUCCUGGGGGCCUGCCCAGCCUGUGCGAUGCUGUGACAGUUUGAGGACUGACGUCCCAAGCCAGGGGUUCACGGGCAAUCCUCGGAAUACAGCCUCCUGUAAUAAUCUGGACACUGACCCUACUGGUCCUCAGGCCACAGCCUCACUGGUUCCGUCUUCAGGAGCCUCAGACCCUACCUUUGCUGUUUCCUCUGAAGUUCUUCGUGCUCCUGAACCGCGGGGAAAUUUUACCAGGCUCGGUGGGGUAAGAUAUAGGCUGUGCUGCUGCGCGCCUCUCCCUCCUCGCCAGCUCCCUCAGCUCCCCGAUCCUCCACUGUCCUGGCCGUUGGAAGUUGCUACUGAUUUCGCAACCAACCGAGCGUCCCGAGCGGGAAAGGAGCUUAGCAGGCUGCGCCGGGGCCCUGGGGCUGCGGUCGCCGCAUCCCGCCUUCGCCACAGCGGGGUCGGGGAACGGACGCGGACCUGGGGAGGGAAAGAAACCGAGUUUUUGAGGGACCUGGGCAAAGAAGCGCGGGGGACUGCUUACCCGCCAAGGUGUCCCCUCUGCAGCGCGCCUCCUUGGCCUGAGAAAGCGACGGCGCCUCCCAACUCCGGAGCAGAGACUGACUGCAGGGUCCAGGCUUUAUAUCAGCUGCCGUCGGUGACACCUCAAGGGGCGGAGCACGAGGCAGGACAGUCCACCAGUAUGGCUUCUGUGGCCCGGGAAGCCCACUCCGUCAAGGACUACAGCCUCCGUUACCUUCAAAGGAUACGGGAGAGGGUCGCCGCUUGGAAGAACCCGGGCAGGCUCCGGCCAUGGCGUUUUGGUGAAAAAAAGGGACAUCCUUUAGAGUCAUCUGCCCACUGCGAAUUUCCAGGGCUUGUGCAAGACCGUCAGUUUCCCGCUUGCUCUUCCUAAAGUUAAUAUCGAACAUACCGUGGGCGCUCAGGAAGGGUCCCCGGGCCAGGUUCUGCUGACCUGCCCGCGCUGGUGGCACGUGUCGCUGCCCCGCGGUGUCCGUGCGGUGGACCCAAGAGGCGGUGCAGCAGGACGAAGGGGGCCAGGAGCGUGAUGCCUGGGCACUGAUCCGAGCUCGUGCCCCCAGGGGUGUAGAUAGCGCUUGGGGACCCUUGCAGCAUUCAGUCUGGUUCUGACUGUAACUGCUCCUCUCUGGCGGCAACUUCCUUCUGUCUUCGUCGGCCCUCUUAAAAUUCUGGUAGAUUUUUCUCCAUCUCAUCACUUCCAACUCCCGUGUCCACAGCCGGCAGGGCUGCUGGAGCCCUCUCAGCAAACUCUUUCUCUCCCAUCUCCAAAAGAUCGAGGUCUCAGUGGACAGGGCUGAAGAACCUGAGGCCACCUGCAGAGCCUGGGCAAAUGGGGACUUGGCCCCAGCUGUCUGGUAGAGGUCUCUCUCUCCCAGUUUCACUUCUCAAGACUGGGUCAGACCCAGCCAGACCCCUUGGGCAUGAGGAGAAUCUCAAGCUUCGAGCUAAUGGGAAAGGACUGGAAACAGGUAAUUGUAGAACAGUACGUGUCUCUGGUGAGUCUACCUCAUCGUUGCCCAAGUGCACUCAAAUCCCUGCCCAGAAAGUAUGUUGUCACCUCUAGCAGGGGACCUUCACAGCUGGGGCUGCCCAGGGAAAAAAGGACGCUGGCCAGUUACCAGAAAAUCAAAGAGGAGGGAAAUGAACUUCUGGAGGACACCACCUGUGAUCAUCUCUGGAGGCUGGGGCUAGAGGCUGGCUCUUCAUUUUUUAAAGUAUUGUCAAAUAGCUAAGGUGUAUGGAAAGUCCAAAAAUAAUAAUACAUUGAGGAUCCAUCCACCACCCAGCUUAAAUGAUAAAACAUAAGCAGUACUUUUGUAUAACCCUACCCCCAAAACUGGUCUCAUACCCUCUACCCGUCCCCUACUCACCCGAUACCAGUACAGUAUUCUGAAUUUGAAGUUGCUAUUUCCACACAAUUCUGUAUACUUUUAUUACAUGUGUAUAAGUCACUCAUACAUAACAUUUGUCUCACACAUUUAUAUACACUUAAGCCAUAUGUAAAUAGUAUAUUGUAUCCGACUCCUUAACAUUUUGUUUUAAAGAUCUAUCCAUAUAUCUAGAUGAUUCAUUUCACUGUUGUAUGAGCUGGGUCCUUCCAGUUCACCCUUCCAUCCAUCCCCUUCAUCCCCAAACUAUCCAGGUCUCCUCAACUUUUCCUGCAAAAGACCUUAGCUCCCACCGGCUGUGGGGUCAUGAUUGUCCCAGGGCUCCUCUCCCAGGCCUUCUUCCUGGUGUUAAGCUUCUGGAGGGUCAGGAGAAAAGGGGUGCUUUGGUGAAAUGUUGCCCCCCCAGUUGUAUGCAUGUGCAUUUGUUUUGGGCGUAGGAGAGGAGUGAUUUAUUCUUAGUAUUUACUUGAGAAUAAAUGUAAAACUCUUAGGUUUGCUCUGUCCAAGAGUAGGAAAUACCAAAAGCAACUAUGGUCACACACAAACACACAUGGGAUGAUACAACAUUUACUAUUUUUUUCUCCUUCUCAAGGUAAUCAGGGAGCAAGCUAAUGAGACAGGAGGUAUGUUACAGGGACCUUACGAGGUUCGGGCAGUCAGUCCCUCCUGGGAAGGCAAUCACUGUACUAAAGAGAAACACUGACUAGGCCAGCCAUGUGUCUGUGACCUGUACAAGCGCUUGUGGUGAAGGUCACAAUAGGGCUGGAGACUGCAUGUCAUGGUCUGUCGUUAUUCCUCCAUAGAAAACCCCAUUCAGCGUUCUCCAUGAAAGACCCAGGGAGACUAACGCUGGGGCCCCAUGUUCAGUGACACCAGUUGUGAUGCGACAGCUAUUACUAGGGGACUGAGAUUUAGCAUAGAGCCUUAUCAGUGCUUUCACAGUUUUUCUUUUAAACCUAAGCAACUUGCUUGUAAUAUUCUCUCUUCAGGCAAAAACAUAUUUUCCAUUUUCUUCUUUUUUACUUUUCUGAUUACAAAUUUUAAAAAUAAAUUUUACAUAAAUGUGUUUAUGAUAUUUCUUAAGAAUAGUGUUUGCCAUUUGAUAAAACAGAAUGAAAACCUCAUUGAAACAAAUUUACUUGGAGGACGUAGAUGAGGCAUCCUUUACAAAUGUAUAUGCAAAUCACACACAUCAGAGAGGAUGGUGGGGAGAAUCUCAGCUCUCUGGCCUGAGAUCCCAGAGCACCGUGAUGUUUCUCCUGUCCCAGUGGGUGAUUAUGCUUUUCCUGAAGGAGCCGGGUUGGUGGGAGCCUGAUGCUCCAUUUGCUUUUGCAGGUGUACGAAAGCGAAAGCACGUAUGACUCAGUGUUUUCUCUCUGUGCUCUCCCUCAGAUCCAGUGUGGUAGACAGAAUAAUGGCCUCCUAAAGAUGUCCACAUCCUAAUCUCCAGAAUUUAUAAGAGGUGAUGUGACAUGGCAGGGGGAAUUAAGACUGCAGAGAAAAUUAAGGUUGCUGAUCAGCUGACCUUAAAAUUAGAUUAUCCUGGAAUAUCUGAGCAGGCUCACUGUAAUCACAAGGGAAGAAGGGAGUGAUGUAUGGAAGAAGGAGGCAGAAGAGUGAAUGUCAGAGGGAUGUGCUGUGACAAAGACCUGACCAGCCAUUGCUAGAUUUGAAGAUGGAAGGGGGUCACAAACCAGGGGAUACCAGCAGCUUCUAGAAGCUGGAUUCUCCCUUAGAGAAUCUCCCUAAAAACAGAUCUCCCUUAGACCCUCCAGAAAGGAAUGCAGUCCAGCUGAUACUUUGACUUCAGCCCACUGAGACCUAUUCUGGGCUUCUGAUAUCCAGAACCGUAUGGUAAUACAUUUGCAUGGCUUUGAGUCACUAUAUUUGUGGUGAUUUGUUACAGCAGCCUUAGGAAACUACAACAGGGAUUCAGACCACAGGACAAUAGCCUUCCAUCCACCUGUUCCCCUAUUCAGUGAGGAAUCACAAAGAUCCCACAACAGCUUGUGAGAGAAAUAGGACAUCUAAAAUCAGUUCUCAUAAGGGUCCCACGACCCUUUCAAAGGGGCCACUAGGUCAAAACUAAUUUCAUUAGAGAUAAAGACAUAGAUACAUAGAGAGAGAGAGAGAGAUUCAGGUUGUUCUUCCUCCUCUGCCCCACCUCAUACACACACUUGCCAGGGGCAAUGGUGCAGGAGUCCACAGGGAUAAAAUCAGGGCAGCCAGGAUGAUGAGUUUAGGGAUCUAGCCUCCACUGUUCACUAACGCCCCCUCCCUCCUCCAAACCCGGAGAGCCAAUGAUUGGCUCUACAGGAAGUGUCUCCCCUAAACCUAUUGUCCUUGGGGUACUGAAAGUAACAGCCCUGACCCGAAGACUCACUUUCCUUGGGGGAGGAAUACUAAACUGAAGUGUUUAAACAUGAUUUUCUGGUGUCUGGGUCUGUCCACACUCGCACUCAUUUCCUUGGCUCUUUUCCAGCCCCUGCGGCUGCGAUGAAUUAGCAUCGGGCUUUUGUCCCUGCCCCACCACACAGUGUAAACGAGCUCAAAAUAAAAAGGGUUUUAAAAUUCAAUUACCUACAUUUUCAAGUUUGUUUUUUCUUCCAUUGGUAAAUCUAUACUGUCAAUGUUCCAAUUUUUUAAAAUUCUAAGGGGAAAAAAAAACAGAAAAAAGGGAGGGGAAACAUAGACUUACCACCCAAACCCUGUUAGCAUUGUGAUGUAUUACAUUACGCCUUUUUUUGUAAAAAAAUAUAUAUUUAAAAUUUUUCAGAUCAGUAA